GUCCUCUUUUUCCUUCUCUCUCUUUCUCUCUCCUCCGAUGAUUUGCUCUUUGACUUUUCUCUCCUCAUUCUCUCUUCUUCCUCUGUCAUUCCUGAAGAAUUAUUGACACUCCCUCUCUACUCUCUCAUCCCACCUCUUGCCGCUUCGUCUUCUCCCAGAUUCCGGCAAAACUCCGCUCGCCGGCUGUUUUUUCACCGGACUUCUCCACCGGGCAUGUGAAGGACCCCCAAGCAUCUCAAUUGAUACUGUUCUUUAAAUUGGAAUGGGGGUAUAUCUCAGCACUCCUAAAACUGAAAAGUUCUCUGAAGAUGGCGAGAAUGGCUGUGUCAGAUAUGGUUUGUCUUCCAUGCAAGGAUGGCGUGCCACAAUGGAGGAUGCUCAUGCAGCAUAUCCUGAUCUGGAUGCAUCCACCUCAUUCUUUGGUGUUUAUGAUGGCCAUGGAGGCAAGGUAGUUGCUAAGUUCUGUGCAAAAUAUCUGCACCAACAAGUGCUCAAGAAUGAAGCAUAUGCGGCUGGAGACAUAGGAACGUCUGUUCAAAAAGCUUUUUUCAGAAUGGAUGAAAUGAUGCGCGGACAAAGGGGUUGGAGAGAGUUAGCUGUUUUGGGAGAUAAGAUAAACAAGUUUACUGGCAUGAUAGAAGGGUUGAUUUGGUCUCCGAGGAGCAGUGAUAGUAACGAUCAAGCUGAUGAUUGGGCUUUUGAGGAGGGGCCUCACUCUGAUUUUACUGGUCCAACUUCUGGGUGUACAGCCUGUGUUGCAAUUCUUCGAAACAAGCAACUUGUUGUGGCAAAUGCUGGUGAUUCACGCUGUGUGAUAUCAAGGAAGGGUCAGGCAUAUAAUCUGUCAAGGGACCACAAACCCGAUCUUGAGCUUGAGAAGGAGAGGAUUUUAAAAGCUGGUGGUUUUAUCCAUGCAGGACGAGUCAAUGGAAGUUUGAAUCUUGCAAGAGCUAUAGGUGACAUGGAAUUUAAGCAGAAUAAAUUUUUGCCAGCUGAAAAACAAAUUGUAACUGCCAGUCCGGACAUAAACACUGUUGAGCUUUGCGAUGACGACGAAUUUAUUGUGCUAGCAUGUGAUGGCAUCUGGGAUUGUAUGUCUAGCCAGCAAGUGGUAGAUUUUGUACAUGAACAACUACUCUCGGAAAGCAAGCUAUCUGUGGUGUGCGAGAGAGCCCUUGAUAGGUGCUUGGCGCCAUCGACUGCUGAUGGUGAGGGAUGCGAUAACAUGACCAUGAUCGUGGUGCAGUUCAAGAAGCCUGAACAGUCGACUGAAUCCGAGGGUGGGCAAUCCUCACCAACUGAAGUAGCAGCCGGAAGUUAUUCAAAGGGGAAGUUAUUCAAAGGCAUAUGAAUGUGAAUCGAAGUAGUUGGCCCGCUGUGUGCCGUGGAAUUAGAAGAGAGAUUUGCAUCACGUUUUUACUCUUUCAUAAAUGUGAAUCUCCGAUUGGUAAUUGUAGAUGCUUUUGAACAUAAUUUUACUGUAUCUUUGAGCUUUACCAGUAAAAUGAUGUCAACUGCUUGAUUGUUCCA
Malus domestica (apple) is the source of this 1530-nucleotide messenger RNA. Its product is annotated as probable protein phosphatase 2C 60. Lineage: Eukaryota; Viridiplantae; Streptophyta; Magnoliopsida; Rosales; Rosaceae. Gene Ontology annotation, biological process: protein dephosphorylation. Gene Ontology annotation, molecular function: protein serine/threonine phosphatase activity; cation binding. The record is from RefSeq and is a predicted model, not a curated record.